GGCAGUUCUACCCUGUUCUAAAAGGCCGCUAUGAGUCAGAAUCAACUAAUGGCAAUGAGUGACCAAAUCAUUCCAGUAUGUAUUUUUAAAAGAUGCCACACUUUCUCCCGAUGGUUCCGCUACGUGGACGUGCGUGUGUCUGGUUUUGAAGAAUUCAACCAGGCUGUAGAGCAGCACAAGAGCAAGACCAUUUUUGCCGAAGGGAAAAGCUGGUGCCCGGACUGCGAGCUGGCUGAACCAGUUGUUCUAGAGGGUCUGAAGCAUACUGGUGAAGGAUGUGUGUUCAUCUACUGCCAAGUAGGAGAAAGACCUUAUUGGAAAGAUCCAAAUAAUGACUUCAGAAAAGAGUUGAAAGUAACUGCAGUGCCGACACUACUUAAAUAUGGAAAACCUCAAAAACUGGUAGAAUCUGAGUGUCUUCAGGCCAGCCUCGUGGAGAUGAUAUUCUCUGAAGAAUAGAUUUGAGAAACUGGAUCUUGAUUUUUAACUUUGCUUUAGAAAUGGGGUGCUUGUUUCUUAAGUAAGUAACAUGUUAAAAAAAAGUUGGUGUAUGUCUAAACAAAAGUGUACUAU
Echinops telfairi (small Madagascar hedgehog) is the source of this 573-nucleotide messenger RNA. RefSeq names its product thioredoxin domain-containing protein 17-like. The record is from RefSeq and is a predicted model, not a curated record. Bases 31 to 459 code for a protein of 142 amino acids. Gene Ontology annotation, molecular function: protein-disulfide reductase [NAD(P)H] activity. The transcript has a single exon. NCBI's taxonomy places the organism in Eukaryota, Metazoa, Chordata, Mammalia, Afrosoricida, Tenrecidae. Gene Ontology annotation, cellular component: cytosol.